CAUGGGAAUUUUCUUCCAUUAAAUACUUAAAUAAUUAAGCCCAAUUAUUUGAACAGCAGAAUGUUAAAUUGUACUUCUUGACAUUGGCAUUUAUCAAGGUAUAGUAUAAACAAACUUGUUCUCUUUAAGUAUUAGACUUCUCUGAGCAGAACCCUCAUAACUGCAGUGUUUAUACUCCUACAAAAUAAAACCAUUAUUAUAAUAAUACAGAUUUUUUACUCAAGUCUAAAAAAACAACAUCAGGCAAAGUUAGAACAAUGUUUACUUUAUUUGAGAAGUAGUUUUGAGGUCUAAAACUAAUAAAGACAGAAUGUUAUUUAAUACUGCACUCUAAGGUAAUUAAAAAAUAGAUCCCCAAGGCUCCAUUAUUAGUAGUUUAUAGGAGUCUCCUACUCAAAAGUUCAUAUACAAGUUCAUGGAAACUAAAAAGAAUCAUUCAAUGAAUUUUGCUUCUACCACAGAAGUUAAAAAAUACACAGGAGUUUAUUUACUCUUCAGUCAUGUUCUUUAAUAUAUUGGCCAGUUUUUAAUAUUUUUAUUGGCUACUGAUGUUCAAAAAACAAGCUUGCACAAAAUCUUGUGGAAAAAUAUAAUCUAAGAGCAUCGAGAUGUAGUAUUUUAUCUCUAACACAAAUCCAAAUUCCCCAAUUUUCCUAUAGUCUCUAGGAUGUCAUUCACUGGCUGAAGAAAUGGAUCACCAUGAUAGCUAUGGUGGUGAUAUAUCUACCCAGGAAAAAUUACUAGAAAAUACAGUAAAUUUAUACAUUUAAUAGAUUAUUGUUUGAUUUUCAUUGGUGAUCUCAAGAGUUUUACAAAGUAACACAAGUGGGAUGCUAUUAAUUGACUUCUAUAGCUAGCACACCUUUUUUUCCCUUAUCUAGCUAAUAGAUCUGGCAUCUUAAUGUGGCCUUUGAUAGUCUUUGAUCAGACAGUGCCUUAUGCCUAGUUAUUUUUGGUUUAUCCUAGAGCACUAUAUUCUGCGCAAGAAAGACUAGAGCUCACCCGUAACAUCAUAGUGUCGGGGAUGACUCUUAAGUGCCAACAGGAUGAAGGGCAGUGAGUCUUCCCUGAGGCUAACACAGGUACAGGGAGGAACACACUCAGGGAGAGCUCACUGGGCAGAGCUGGCCAUUGCUUUAGGUUAAUUCUCAAAGCAGAAAUCCUAUUUAAAUUCAGUAAGAUAUCGGACCCCUUUCAUUCAAGCAUGAGGAAAGGUGGAAAAACUAACUCUCUCGCCUAAUAAAGCCUAGGUUGAAAUACUGUUCAAAAUGCUAAUUUAAAAGUGAAUGCAAGUUCAAGGGUCUUAUCCAAAGCUUUGUGGUAUGGUCAGUCUCGGUAGAAAGCAGCACAGAAUAGCACAGCUAAUGUUAAACAAGCUCAUGCAGAUAACAGAAAGCCUAGUCACCAACAGGAGUUUUGCAAGGGAUAAUUUAUCCUGUCGUUUAAAAAGCCAAUUAAACCAUAAUGAUGUCCUGUAGCAAGACUUAACUAAGCAGUUUGCCGUACCAAAAAAAAAGAUUUAUAAAAAAAGGAGAAAAUUCUCAGUAAUGCUGUAUCAUACCAGAGCCUGCAGCACAGGACAGUAGCACUUGGCAGCACUGUAGAGUUUCAGCCUCCUACGCUGUUUAACAGUUCAGUUUCUCGAGGAGUCUGUGACAGGAUUCAAUCAGCAGUUUUUCCCAGAGCUUUGAGGGGAAAGAUACUAUUAAUUUUAUGUGAGUGACUUGCUUUGACAGGGAAAAUGGCCAGGAAAGUAAGGAAACACACCUGAACAUCUUCCCCUGGUUUGGUAGCAAUUGAUACACUACCGAGAGAAUACAGCCAGCUCAAAGCAAUUUUCUCAAGGUGAGAGGCCAAAGAAACAGCAAAAUUGCCAGCAACGGAAGCCUCAAUUCCCAGUGAAAGAAUUCCCAAGGUUGCACACAAAGUAAUGAAUAUCAGUUCUGCCGCAAUAUUAUUUACCUCCUAGGAGAAAAACUCCAACUCUCGGGCUCAAACCUCCGAAAGUUCACAGUAAAGAAAAAAUGCAAGCCAGAAAGCAAAUUGAGGAAAAAGACCUGUUCAACAGCAAUACCUGUGUCACAUACCUCAUUUCUCUUUAGCACUCUGCUGCAGAAAGCUUCGCAAGAAUGAGGAUGGUCUCGGUGCUGCUUCUGCUGAGCACCCUCCUGGGUACCCCUGCGGCGCCCUCCCGGCGUCCCUCUUGUUACAAGAGGGCCCUCAAAGACCACAACUGUCACAACAUCCCCGAGGGCACGGCAAACCUUCGACAAAUCGUUGAUGGUCUGCAAGAUCACUUUUGGGAAGGGAAGGGCUGCGAGGUGAUCUGUUACUGCAACUUGAACGAAUUACUCUGCUGCCCAAAGGAUAUUUUCUUCGGACCAAAGAUAUCUUUUGUGAUCCCCUGCAACAGUCAGUGAUGGACAUCGAGUCUGCUGGUGAAGACAAGAGACAUCAUUCUACAAGCACAUAAUAAUGCUUUCAAAGGGAAAAACAAAACCACUUCCAACAAAAAAAAUUCCUUUAUAACCACAUGACAGUGCCUCUUUUUACACUGUAGAAAAAAUUACCUUUCUAUAGCUAUUUGGAAUUUCAAAUAGUAAGUUCUCCUUUCAAAUUUGGUAGCUGCCUUAAUUUCCAUAAUGGUGUAGACCGUACAAGCUCUUAAUACAUCCUAAUACACAUCCCCUAGCAAAAACCCUAAGUCAUGUUACUCAGCGCAACAUUCUCAACUAGUUUUGAUGGAAGUCCAAGCUUAAGCCUUCAUGUGGUUAAGAACGUGACACUUGUAGCAACCUACUGCAAGGGCAGCUUUCUAUUGCUUUAUUGCUAUCACAGAGUUAAUGUUGUUCUAGGCUGAAGCUACUCAGAACCUGGCACUUCUGCAGACAGGCUCCCAUGUUCUAUUUAGGCAUCUUAAACAAAAAAACAUGCACAUACAAAAGAUUAACUUUAACUUUUCAUAUCUGAAAGUUCCACUGGGGAAAAAAAAGUCAAAAUUCACAUUAAUAGUACUAAAGCACAUUUGGGUCUUAAUUAUAUCUAAUUGGUCACCUGCAUUAACUAUGCAAUCUGUAAAACCUUUAAAUGGGUUAAUCUUAACAUUGAGCUUUCAAACCACUGGAACAGUUACAAGUGUGU
Molecule: messenger RNA, 3141 nt
Organism: Athene cunicularia (burrowing owl)
Lineage: Eukaryota; Metazoa; Chordata; Aves; Strigiformes; Strigidae
Gene: SCRG1
Product: stimulator of chondrogenesis 1
Exons: 2
Coding region: 2130-2420 (96 amino acids)
Source: RefSeq, a predicted model, not a curated record